AUGUCAGAUCAAUGUGCGUGGUUUCGGCCGAUAAUUCCUCCUUUAGGGCCCUUCUGCCUGGAUGCCAGUUUAGAAUAUCUAACCGAUGUACAGUCCAGAGAGGGUUCCGGCUCCUUCACUUUCGACCGGGUCUUUCCCAUGGACUCGAAGCAAACGGACAUCUUCGAUUUCUCUAUCCGACCCACCGUCGACGAUAUAUUGAAUGGAUAUAACGGAACGGUUUUUGCCUAUGGUCAGACUGGUGCGGGUAAGUCAUAUACGAUGAUGGGAUCCGAUAUCGACGACGACAUCGGCAAAGGUAUUAUCCCCCGUAUUGUCGAACAGAUCUUCGCCAGUAUCCUUACUAGUCCGAGUAAUAUCGAGUAUACGGUGCGCGUCAGUUACAUGGAAAUUUAUAUGGAGCGUAUUCGCGAUCUGUUGGUGCCACAGAACGAUAACCUUCCCGUGCACGAGGAAAAGUCCAGAGGUGUUUACGUCAAGGGCCUGCUAGAAGUCUAUGUUUCUAGUGUGCAGGAGGUUUACGAGGUGAUGCGCCGUGGUGGCGCGGCACGAGCAGUUGCUGCGACCAACAUGAACCAGGAAUCGUCUCGUUCCCAUUCCAUCUUCGUCAUUACGGUUACGCAGAAGAACCUCGAGACAGGUUCUGCAAAGAGCGGUCAACUAUUCCUGGUCGAUUUGGCCGGUAGUGAAAAAGUUGGGAAGACGGGCGCCAGUGGUCAGACACUCGAGGAGGCGAAGAAAAUCAACAAGAGUUUGAGUGCUCUUGGUAUGGUCAUUAACGCGCUGACGGAUGGCAAAUCCACCCAUAUCCCGUAUCGUGACUCGAAACUCACCCGAAUCCUGCAGGAGAGUUUGGGAGGUAACUCAAGAACCACUUUGAUUAUCAACUGCUCUCCCAGUAGUUACAACGAUGCGGAAACCAUUUCGACCUUGCGAUUCGGUGUGCGAGCCAAGGCAAUUAAGAACAAGGCGAAGGUUAAUGCCGAACUGAGUCCCGCUGAAUUGAAGCAGUUGCUACGUAAAGCGCAGAGCCAGGUGAUCAAUUUCGAGAGCUACAUAUCGGCACUGGAGACCGAAGUCCAUGUAUGGCGGAGUGGUGAAAGUGUUCCCAAGGAUCGAUGGACGCCCGGCAGAAAUGAUGUUGUCAGUGCGACGAAGGCCGAAGCUCGACCGCGCCCUAGCACCCCGUCUCGACUUCAGGAGGCCCGAUCGGAAACCCCUCGUCCUGACUCGAGAGUUGGCGAUCGCUCGAGCACCCCUAGUCUUGUACUUGAAAAAGAUGAGAGGGAGGAGUUCCUCAGGCGUGAGAAUGAGCUGCAGGAUCAGAUCGCUGAAAAGGAAUCGCAUAUUGCCAAUGUUGAAAGGGGUCUGCGCGAGGCACGGGAGGAGCUCCGGGCAUUGAAGGAGAACUCGGCACGCUCGGGUAAGGACAACGAGAAGUUGAACACCGAAGUCAACGAGCUCCGGAUGCAGCUGGAGAAGGUAUCAUAUGAAAGCAAGGAAGCUGCCAUCACUAUGGACGGCCUUCGGGAGGCCAAUUCGGAGUUGACUACGGAACUGGAUGAUGUCAAGCAGCAGCUUCUCGACGUGCGAAUGAAGGCGAAGGAGACCAGUGCUGCACUAGACGAGAAGGAGAAGAAAAAGGCGGAGAAGAUGGCGAAGAUGAUGGCUGGAUUUGACCUCGGAGGCAAUGUCUUCUCCGAUAACGAGCGCAAACUUCAGGAUCUCAUCAACCGUGUUGAUGCAUUGCACCAAGUUAGCGAGGCGGGCGAAAACAUUGCACCGGACGAUCUCCUGGAGCUUCGCACGAGUUUGUCGGAGACCCAAGGUUUUAUCCGGCAGGCCGAGCUGACCAUGAAUGACCGGGGUGAGCUGAGUGAGCUGCAGGACAGCCGCAGAAUAGAAGUUGAGCAGAAGCUUGCAGACCUCGAGCAGGACUAUGAGAAGCUUCUGGAACGCAACCUGGGAGAGGAGGAUGUGGAUGAGAUCCGGGAGAGACUGGAAAAGGUCUACGUUACCCGAAAAGACGCCGAAAUGCAGGCAGCCUCGGAACUUCGCAAGGAGAUUGCACGUAAGGAUGAAGAACUCAGCAAGCUGCGUCAGUCUCUUGCCGACUCGCAAACUCGCGUGUCGACAAAUGGGGCCGCGGGCAAGAACUUGCAGCAGCAGAUCGCUGAAUUUGAUGCCAUGAAGAAAUCUCUCAUGCGUGAUCUGCAGAAUCGCUGUGAGCGUGUCGUGGAACUGGAGAUUUCUCUGGACGACGCCCGCGAGCAAUACAACAACGUGUUGCGCUCUUCUAACAACCGGGCCCAGCAGAAGAAGAUGGCAUUCUUGGAGCGUAACCUUGAGCAAUUGACCCAUGUACAGCGGCAGCUGGUAGAACAGAACAGCAGCUUAAAGAAGGAGGUUGCUAUUGCAGAGAGGAAACUGAUCGCCCGAAAUGAGCGCAUCGCAAGCUUGGAGAGCCUGCUCCAGGAGAGCCAGGAGAAACUCACACAGGCUAAUCAUCGUUUUGAAGCUCAACUUACUGCUGUCAAAGAGAGACUCGAGGCUGCGAAGCAGGGCUCUACCAGGGGUCUUCCGAGUAUGGAUAGCGGCGGCAGUUUUAGUUUUGGCGGCUCGAGAAUCGCGAAGCCGCUCCGUGGCGGCGGCGGAGGAUCCGAGAGCAGUGCUCCGGUUGCCGGAGUCCAGUCCCAGGAGACGGGAAAGCGCACCAGCUGGUUCUUUGAUAGACGAUGA
Molecule: messenger RNA, 2739 nt
Organism: Aspergillus bombycis
Lineage: Eukaryota; Fungi; Ascomycota; Eurotiomycetes; Eurotiales; Aspergillaceae
Product: putative kinesin family protein (KinA)
Exons: 2
Coding region: 1-2739 (912 amino acids)
Biological process (GO): microtubule-based movement; mitotic spindle organization
Molecular function (GO): microtubule binding; microtubule motor activity; ATP binding
Source: RefSeq, a predicted model, not a curated record